AGCCAAUAUCUUAUCCAAACUCCAAACUCCAUUAUGACCAACCAAAUUAAACACCCAAUUCCACUUCCAGUUGUAGCAAAGUCAGUUGUUUUGCUUCUUUUUUUAACAAUCCUUUGUAAAACAAGAGCCAUUAUCACCACUGAAACUGAAGCUUUAUUGAAAUGGAAAGCAAGUUUGCCAAAGCAAUCAAUUCUAGACACAUGGGUGAUUCUUCCAUCAAACUCAUCAAGCUCCUCAUCCAAAGCUUUGUCAAAUCCAUGUCAAUGGAAGGGAAUUACUUGCAACAAUGAAAGCACUCAUGUCAUAGAAAUCAAUUUGGCUAACACUGGUUUGAAUGGUACUAUUGAAAGUUUAGACUUUUCUUCAUUUCCCAACCUUCUUAGAUUGGAUCUCAAAUUGAAUAAUCUCAAUGGAUCCAUUCCACCUUCCAUUGGACUUCUCAGUAAGCUUCAAUUUUUUGAUCUCUCCACCAACUCCUUCAAUAGUACUCUUCCUUCUUCUCUUGCCAAUUUCACAGAGGUUUACGAGCUGGACGUAUCUCGAAACAACAUUACUGGAGGCUUGCAUCCGAGCUUCUUCCCGACUGAAGAUUCGAAAUUUGGUUGGAAAAGCAUGCAGAACUUGCUUAUGCAAGAUACCAUGGUCGAAGGCGAGCUUCCCGAGGAAUUCGGAAAUAUGAAGUCACUAAGUAUAAUAGCUCUCGAUCGAUGUAAAUUUUACGGCUCAAUUCCUAAAGCUAUAGGAAACUUGGAAAAUUUAACCAUACUUCGUCUGAAUGGUAAUGGAAAUUUCAGUGGUGAAAUUCCUGAAGGUAUUGGAAAAUUGACAAAAUUAGUUGAUCUAAGGCUGUUUGAUAAUAAGUUAAGUGGGGCAUUGCCUCAAGGGUUGGGAAUUUAUUCACCUUUGGCCACUGUUCAUAUUUUUGAGAACAACUUUACGGGUCCUUUGCCGCCAGGUUUGUGCAGCCAUGGCCAGCUUGUUAACUUCACUGCAUUUACCAACUCUUUUACAGAAAUCAGAAGCUAUUGAUUAUUCUGGUUCCCACUUUACUCGGUGUAUUAUUAUUCUCUCUAAUACUAUUCGGAAUCAUUUCGUGGUUCCGACGAAAAAAAGUCGUAAAAGAAUCAAACGGCACACCAAAAAUGGAACCAAAAUCGCAAUUUCCAAACCUCUGGGGGUACGACGGGAAGCUAGUAUACGACGAGAUAAUCCAAGCAACAGAGAAUUUCGAUGACAAAUACUGCAUCGGAAGAGGAGGGUCAGGAACAGUUUACAAAGCCGAAAUGUCGAGUGGUGAGGUAUUCGCAGUAAAGAAGCUCGACUUUUGGGACAGUGACAUGGGGAUGGAGAAUUUGAAGAGUUUCAAAAGGGAAGUCGCGACACUAAGCGAGGUCCGACAUCGAAACAUAGUUAAGCUUUACGGGUUCUGCUCGAGAGGUGAAAACACGUUUUUGGUAUACGAUUUCAUCGAAAGAGGGAGUUUAUGGGAAGUUUUGAGAAGUGAAGAGAAGGUGAUAGAGGUUGACUGGGUAAAGAGAGUUGAGAUACUGAAGGGUGUGGCUGAGGCUUUGUGUUAUUUGCAUCAUGACUGCGUUCCGGCGAUCGUCCACUGUGAUGUGACGACGAAGAAUGUUUUGUUGGAUGUGGAUUUCGAAGCUCAUGUGGCGGAUUUUGGGACUGCAAGGUUUUUGAAGUUUGAUGCUUUGCAUUCCACUGAUGUUGCUGGCACUCAUGGCUAUAUGGCUCCAGAGCUUGCAUAUACGAGCAAAGUAACAGAAAAAUGUGACGUUUAUAGCUUUGGAGUGGUAAGUUUGGAAGUAUUGAUGGGAAGACAUCCAGGAGAAGCCCUUCUACCUUUACAAAGUUCCGCACAAAAGGCCAUUGAGAUGGAAGCACUGUUGGAUCCUCGUCUUGCAUGCCCUCAAAGAGGAAAGCUUUUAAGUGAAUUGAGCUCACUUGUGAGUAUAGCAAUCUCUUGUGUGCAAGCUGAACCUCAUUUACGUCCCAAUAUGCUCAACGUCUGUCGUUUGAUGGGAUUGAAUUGAGAAAAGAGCCUCUAUCAAAGGGAUCGAUAUAAUCUGAAAGAAAAUGUCAAUUAUGGUGUUUUGUAGUAACAUUAAUUGUUGGAGUUUCAUUAGCUAUUGGCACCAUUAACUUUCAAAGAAGUUAAAACUCUUAUGAAUAGAGGUUUCUUUUUAACUAUUAUGGUUGUUAGGAUUGUAAAAAAGUGAUGAUAGCACUCAAUCAAAGAAGGUUUCUAUAUAUCAACAUUUUCUUUGUAUCGUAAAA
This is a messenger RNA of Cucumis melo (muskmelon), 2289 nucleotides long. RefSeq names its product MDIS1-interacting receptor like kinase 2-like. Lineage: Eukaryota; Viridiplantae; Streptophyta; Magnoliopsida; Cucurbitales; Cucurbitaceae. Gene Ontology annotation, molecular function: ATP binding; protein kinase activity. Gene Ontology annotation, biological process: protein phosphorylation. The transcript is spliced from 4 exons. The record is from RefSeq and is a predicted model, not a curated record. Bases 1143 to 2045 code for a protein of 300 amino acids.